Messenger RNA from Humulus lupulus (European hop), 1509 nucleotides. Its product is annotated as AT-hook motif nuclear-localized protein 19-like. The transcript has a single exon. Lineage: Eukaryota; Viridiplantae; Streptophyta; Magnoliopsida; Rosales; Cannabaceae. Gene Ontology annotation, cellular component: nucleus. The record is from RefSeq and is a predicted model, not a curated record. Bases 485 to 1357 code for a protein of 290 amino acids. Gene Ontology annotation, molecular function: DNA-binding transcription factor activity; minor groove of adenine-thymine-rich DNA binding.
AAUAUAUUAUAACACACACACACACCACUGCAGGCUCACACAGCUCCAUCCAUAGAUAUUGAGAAAAAAGAGAGAGAAAAAAAACUAUACACAAAAAAGCAACACAAGAACCAAUCCUCACCCUUCACAUAUUUCCCAAACUAGCUUUCCUUUUUCCCUAGCUAGAGACCCUCCAUCUCUCCUUAUUAGUUUUCUUCAAGUUAAUUUCUUAAUUUGGAACCAUAUAUAAUUAUAUAUAUCUUCUUCUCUCUUCUUUUAUCUUUUUUUCUCUCCAGCUCUCUUUAUUAUAUCUUGAUCACUAAUUCACUACUACUACUACUAGCUAGAACUACUGUCUCAUCCAUACGUAUCUUUUUUUAUUUUUCUUUCUUUUUAGUAGAUCUUAUUACUAGCUAGGUUAAAUCUGUCAUAAAGAUCUACUAAGAGAUAGAGAAGCAAAAUUGUUUGCUUUCUGGCUUGAUUUUGAUCAAAAUUUUCUGAUAUCAUGGCGAAUAAUCGUUGGUGGGGUGGACAAAUGGGUCUGCAGGGUGUAGUUGAAACCUCAACAAGCUCAUCUCCAAUGAAGAAACCAGAUCUGGGUAUCUCCAUGGGCAACAUCGCCGCCGGUGGUAACGACGACGAGGACGAAAGAGAGAACAGCGACGAGCCCAGAGAAGGAGCCAUCGAAGUCGGUAACCGAAGGCCAAGGGGCCGACCACCGGGAUCCAAAAACAAGCCCAAACCACCCAUAUUCGUCACCAGAGACAGCCCAAACGCCCUCCGCAGCCACGUCAUGGAGAUAGCCAACGGCGCCGACAUAGCCGAGAGCGUCGCUCACUUUGCUCGCCGCCGCGCGAGAGGGGUCUGUGUUCUCAGCGGAAGCGGCACCGUCACCAACGUCACGCUCCGUCAACCCUCGGCACCUAGCUCAGUUAUGGCUCUACACGGCCGCUUCGAGAUUCUGUCACUGACCGGAGCCUUCCUGCCCGGACCGGCUCCACCCGGGUCGACCGGACUGACUAUAUACCUGGCCGGAGGGCAGGGCCAGGUGGUGGGGGGAAGCGUGGUGGGCCCUCUCCAGGCUUCGGGCCCUGUAAUGGUGAUAGCGGCCACGUUUUCCAACGCAACUUAUGAGAGGUUGCCCUUGGAGGAGCAAGAAGAGGAAGCCGGCGGCGGUGGCGGAGUUGGAGGAGGUGGGUCUCCACCGGGGAUUGGUGGGGCCCAGCAGCAGCAAGGUGGCGGUGGCGGUGGGAUGCAAGGCGACCCAUCUGCGGCGGCGGCUUCGUCAGUGUAUAAUUUGGCGCCGAAUUUGCUUCCAAACGGUGGACAGUUGAAUCAUGAUCAAGCUUUUCCUUGGGCUCAUCGUGCUCCUUAUUAGUUAAUAAUAAUUAAAAGAAGAAGAAGAAAAUAUUAUUAGAACUUAUCAUCAAUUAAAUAUAUUUGAAUGAUUUUAGUUUAGAGAGAGAUGAAGACGAUCGAUCGAGACGAGGAAUAUCAUCAAGAGGAGGACCAUAAAUUAUAAGGUGCAUU